Molecule: messenger RNA, 2220 nt
Organism: Vigna umbellata (rice bean)
Lineage: Eukaryota; Viridiplantae; Streptophyta; Magnoliopsida; Fabales; Fabaceae
Gene: OTP85
Product: Pentatricopeptide repeat (PPR) superfamily protein
Biological process (GO): RNA modification
Molecular function (GO): zinc ion binding; protein binding; RNA binding
Source: RefSeq, a predicted model, not a curated record
GUUUUGUAGUGUCCUCUGUUUGAUGUCAUGCGUAAGAAAUUAGCGUGACAACAAUGGCAAUGUCCAUUCUCCAAUGCAUUUCACAUUCUCCCACAGAAGUCAACAUAGAAGUUGCACUUCAACCUUCACCCUCCAUUCUUUCUCUCAUGCCCAAAUGCACCUCUCUCAGAGAGCUCAAGCAAAUCCAAGCCUACACCAUCAAAACCCAUCUCCACAACACCCACACCGUCCUCACAAAGCUCAUAAAUUUCUGCACUUCCAACCCCACAACCGCUUCCAUGGACCAUGCCCACCAAAUAUUCGAUCAAAUUCCCCACCCAGACAUUAUUCUGUUCAACACCAUGGCACGUGGGUAUGCGCGGUUUGAUGACCCUCUCAGAGCAAUUCUUCUUUUUUGUCAGGUUUUGUUCUCUGGCCUCCUUCCAGAUGACUACACUUUCUCCUCUCUUUUCAAGGCCUGUGCAAGGCUCAAAGCGCUUCAGGAAGGUAAACAGCUGCAUUGCCUUGCUUUUAAACUUGGGGUCAGUGGUAACAUGUAUGUGUGCCCAACACUUAUUAAUAUGUACACUGCCUGCAAUGACAUGGAUGCUGCUAGGAGGGUCUUUGACAAGAUCGAUGAACCGUGUGUCGUCGCGUAUAAUGCGAUCAUCACGAGCUGUGCUCGGAGUAGCCAGCCCAAUGAAGCCUUGGCUUUGUUCAGAGAGUUGCAGGAGAGUGGCCUCAAGCCUACUGAUGUCACCAUGCUUGUUGCUCUUUCCUCGUGCGCUUUGCUUGGGGCGUUGGACUUAGGGAAGUGGAUCCAUGAGUAUGUCAAGAAGAAUGGGUUUGAUCAAUAUGUAAAGGUGAAUACUGCUCUUAUAGAUAUGUAUGCUAAAUGUGGGAGUUUGGAGGACGCUGUUUCUGUGUUCAGGGAGAUGCCUAGGAGAGACACACAAGCGUGGUCGGCGAUGAUUGUUGGCUAUGCAACACAUGGGCAUGGAUCCCAAGCCUUAUCAAUGUUGGAGGAAAUGAAGAAGGCGAAAGUGCAGCCUGAUGAGAUAAGUUUUUUAGGUAUACUCUAUGCCUGCAGUCACAAUGGAUUGGUAGAGGAAGGUUAUGAUCACUUCUAUAGUAUGAUUCAUGAGUAUGGGAUUGUUCCAAGUAUCAAGCAUUAUGGGUGUAUGGUGGAUUUGCUUGGUCGAGCUGGACGCUUGGAAGAGGCGUAUAAAUUCAUAGACGAGUUGCCGAUCAAGCCGACACCAAUUCUGUGGCGGACUUUGCUAUCUUCUUGUAGCAGUCAUGGUAAUGUGGAAAUGGCAAAGCAAGUAAUUGAGAGAAUCUUUGAGCUGGAUGAUUCCCAUGGUGGGGAUUAUGUCAUUUUGUCAAACUUGUGUGCAAGAAAUGGAAGAUGGGAUGAUGUGAACUACCUAAGGAAAACGAUGGCAGACAAAGGAGCAAUGAAAGUCCCUGGUUGUAGCUCAAUAGAGGUCAACAAUGUAGUGCAUGAAUUCUUUGCCGGGGAUGGAGUUCGUUCCACUUCAACCGUAUUGCACCGUGCACUCGAUGAAUUGGUAAAGGAAUUGAAGCUGGCUGGGUAUGUACCUGACACAUCUCUGGUCUUUUAUGCAGACAUAGAAGAUGAAGAGAAAGAAAUUGUUCUUAGAUAUCACAGUGAGAAACUGGCCAUAACUUAUGGUCUUCUGAAUACUCCCCCUGGAACAACAAUUCGUGUGGUCAAGAAUCUUAGAGUCUGUGUGGAUUGCCACAACGCUGCUAAAUUUAUAUCAUUGAUAUUUGGUAGGCAAAUUAUUCUAAGAGAUGUCCAGCGAUUUCAUCAUUUUAAAGAUGGGAAAUGCUCCUGUGGGGAUUACUGGUAGUGGAGUUUGUUGAGCCAAUAGUCAAUAUUUUUUAUCAAGAUUAAUGAAGAAACUGCUCUAUUCAUUUCACAGAAUUGAGUGCUAAUAUUUUGUGCUUGGAAGGAAUAGCCACUGUAUGCAACUCGGAAGAUAAACAAAUCAAGGCCUCUUCUUAAAUGUUGGGAAUUGGUAAUUGUCAUGACUGUCAACUUCGGAUCAUUAGUGAUGAGUUACCUAUGUUAGUGUAAAUAAUGAAAGAAAUGUAUAUUUAACUUUGUAAUAGUAGAUAUCUUUUGAUGUUGCAGAUUUAUUGUUACAAACCAAACAAUUUAGUGAUAAAAGAGAAGAGAGAAAAAAAGUGCCAUGUGAUUUGUAUGUUAUUUGC